This is a messenger RNA of Gigantopelta aegis, 1368 nucleotides long. RefSeq lists its product as uncharacterized. The record is from RefSeq and is a predicted model, not a curated record. Lineage: Eukaryota; Metazoa; Mollusca; Gastropoda; Neomphalida; Peltospiridae. The transcript is spliced from 3 exons. The coding region runs from base 1 to 1368 and encodes 455 amino acids.
AUGUCCUCCCUACUGGUGACCGACCAGACGCAGAUGAUGAUUUCCAGUCGGAGUCGGAGGAAACAGACAGUGAAACGGAGUCAAAACCUGUACAAUUCUGCGGCCGGCCUCAGGAAGAAAACAAAAUGGGAUAUCUUCAAAGAAAAUUCCAACGAAGCAGCAAGUGUAUCAGACGAUCAAAAAUGGCGAAAUGCUUACGUCAUGUUGACUGUUACACUUUGCUGUUUCUUCUUUAUCAUCGUCCUGGCAACUGCAACCCUGUCGAAGCUGACCUUUCUCUUGAUGACAUACAACAUUUACCCACGUGAUAACUUCACAUUUGAAUAUAACAAUGAAACAUAUACUUUAAAAUCGCACGAUCACGUGAUCGAAGUGAAGUGGGUAUGGGCGUUGCUGAUGGCGAUAUGUGCUCCAUAUUUGUUCACAGCAUGUUCCUGUUUGUGGAGGCUGAUAUUCAAGAAAACAGGAAAACUAAAAUUUGUUCCUCUGCUGAUGGCUAUGAUUGCAGAGACUCUCCACACGAUUGGCUUGUGUCUCCUAGUUUUUUACGUCAUACCCAGCUUCGAUCCACUGAUUGGCGCUCUCCUGUUGACCAACGUAGCGUUCGUCCCGGCUGUUUUGAAAAUAUUCGAGUCUAACGUCGACCGACAUGGCUAUGAUGCCUUGCAGUCCAGCAAAAAAGAGUCGUCUUGUAAAAAGGCUUGGGGAACCGUCAUGGAUGUAGUCAUGGCAACAUUACACGCAGGAGUAAUGGGCGUCUGGUCUUACAAAGCGUACGUGGAAAUGAACGAUUUAAUCUUGACCGUCCUCAUCCCAGUUUCCCUCAUCUUGACGUCUGUAUCUUGGUGGGACAAUUAUGUGCAUACUCCAAAGAUGAAGGGAAAGAAAACGAAAUCCACAAUGAACGGAUACACGAAAGGAAAGGGAAUAGAACCCGUGGAGAACGGACACAUGAAAGGAAAGGAAACAGAACUCGCGCAUAACGGACACACAAAGCCCAUUAACCAAGAUGAACUGAAAGGUAACAUUUUGGCCAGACUCAAAAAGUCCAUCAGAAAGCGAUGCACCAAGAUCUAUCUGAUCACUUCAGUAUGGAAGAUCAUCCUGACGAUGGCUAUCCCAGCAGUGUUCCUGUCACUGGGCAGCAAAGGAUGUCUGGAGAUUUUCUUCUUCAUUAAUAGUGAUGUUCAGGAAAAGUGCUCGCCUUUUGAAAACAUCACGCUGAAAAACAGGAAUCCUGACAUGCUGCCAUUAAUCAUUGCAUCAAUGAACAUCCUGUUCAGCAUCGUCUGCUACAAGGCAGGGAAGUCCGCCUGCAAGAUCUUGGCACAGGUAAAACACGCUGGUUUAAGAUGUCCAAGGACGUAA